Messenger RNA from Kwoniella botswanensis, 837 nucleotides. Its product is annotated as adenylate kinase. The transcript has 5 exons. The record is from RefSeq and is a predicted model, not a curated record. Lineage: Eukaryota; Fungi; Basidiomycota; Tremellomycetes; Tremellales; Cryptococcaceae. Gene Ontology annotation, molecular function: AMP kinase activity; ATP binding. Gene Ontology annotation, biological process: ADP biosynthetic process. Gene Ontology annotation, cellular component: cytoplasm; mitochondrion. Bases 1 to 837 code for a protein of 278 amino acids.
AUGGCUUCAGCUGCUGGUUCAGGAUCAGAGGUGGAAUACCUCAAGACUUUGGUAUCUCAACUCCAAGAUAAAAUUCACCAACUCGAGAACAAAGCUUCCUCGACCGUCUCUUCAGCUGUCGACUCUGCCAAAUCCGCUGUUGGUCUUGGUCCAAAAGAUGCUCCUAGAAUGGUAUUGAUCGGUCCUCCCGGUGCUGGUAAAGGUACUCAAGCACCCAACAUCUCCUCCAAAUACUGUAUCUGUCACCUAGCCACCGGUGACAUGUUACGAAGUCAGGUUGCCAAACAGACCGAAUUGGGUAAAGCAGCCAAGAAAAUCAUGGACCAAGGUGGUCUAGUAUCGGAUGAGAUCAUGAUUGGUAUGAUCAAGAAGGAAUUGAGUGAGAAUGCGGAGUGUAAGAAUGGAUUCAUCCUCGAUGGUUUCCCUCGAACUGUCCCUCAAGCAUCCAAGCUCGACGCGAUGUUGAAAGAUGCCAAACAAGCUAUCGACCACGCCAUCGAGCUCAAAAUCCCAGACGCACUUUUGAUCUCUAGAAUCACAGGUAGAUUGGUACACCCCUCUUCAGGUAGGAGUUAUCACAAGGAAUUCAACCCACCUAAAAAACCUAUGACCGACGACAUCACCGGAGAACCCCUUAUCCAACGAUCAGACGAUAAUGUCGAAACUCUCAAAAAGAGAUUAUCGACUUACCAUGCUCAGACCGGUCCCGUCGUGGAGUACUACAAGGGAACUGGCGUAUGGACUCCAGUCGAUGCUGCUCAGUCACCUAAAUUGGUUUGGGGCUCGAUCGCUAAGAUCUUGGAAGGUACAAGGGAAGGUAAGAUGGUAAGAGAGUAA